This is a messenger RNA of Onychostruthus taczanowskii (white-rumped snowfinch), 723 nucleotides long. It is a transcript of the gene TMEM215, whose product is annotated as transmembrane protein 215. The coding region runs from base 1 to 723 and encodes 240 amino acids. The transcript has a single exon. The record is from RefSeq and is a predicted model, not a curated record. Lineage: Eukaryota; Metazoa; Chordata; Aves; Passeriformes; Passeridae.
AUGGCGCGAACCCUGAGACCCGACGACAUCAACCCCCGGACGGGGCUUGUGGUGGCUCUGGUCAGCGUUUUUCUGGUGUUCGGCUUCAUGUUCACCGUGUCUGGCAUCAAGGGAGAGACCCUGGGAGACAUCCCGCUGCUGGCCAUCGGGCCGGCCAUCUGCCUGCCGGGCAUUGCCGCCAUCGCCCUCACCAGAAAGACCGACGGCUGCACCAAAUGUCCCGAGAACAUGCGUCCGUGCUGUAAGGAAAUCAGGGACCGGGAUGUCAUGGAGCUGCUAAGGACCCCCUCGGACCUGGAGUCUGGCAAGGGAAGUUGUGACGAGCUGGCCAGGAAAGCUUACCGCAAGGACAGGAGAGGGCUGAGGAGAGAGGACACCGUGUUCAUCUGCACCACCAGCACCACCGCCGCUGACACGGCAGAGUGCAAGAGCCUCACCAAAAAGGUGGAGCAGGAGGAGAUGCUGAAAUACCUGGAGAGCUGUUACCCAGAGAUGCCAGAGAAUGUGUUCGUGGGAGAUGGCUCCACAUACAGUGCCUUGGAGAAGAAGAGCUCUUCUCCCAGCAGGGACAGCAUUCCUUGCCCUGACAUUGAAGAUAACAUUUUUGUGGCUCCUAAAGAUAGUAUCAUUGUCUGCUCUUACAAGGAUAACAGCCCUUAUGACAGCUACUGUUGUUACAUAAACCCCACUGGAGUCAAUUCAGACCAGGAGACCAUUGUGUGA